GCUCCACUGCUGAGUGGGCGGUGGCUGCUGUCCGCGUGGCUUCCUUUACCAGACAAAACUCACUCUCGUCUCAGACAUUUCAGACAUUCAUUCCCUAGAAUCAUUAAUCAACAUCUCUUCCUAUACAAAAUCCCCCUUCACAAUCUUCACAAUCAUCCACCUAAAUAAACAGAAGAAAUCGAGGAAAAAAGAAAAGAAAAGCAAAUCCAAAGUCAGAACUAAACAGGAAAUUCCAGGAAUAGGGAGGAGUUAUUGUUUGCCGACCAGACUUCGCCACCACUAUUGUCGUGGCUGAAUUUCUUCAUCAGAAAAGCACGACUGAAGCUUGAUGCAGACAAGGCCCAGCUUGGCGACGCGUUGAUGCAGACAAGGCUUGGUCUCUUGCCAUGCGGGCUCCAGUUCUGCUUGGUCUUUGGGAAGUUAAUAAUUUCUGCUGGUUAGUGGGCGGUGGGCGGUCAGUAGUUUUCUUUCUUCUCUUUUAACUAUCUUCUUCUUCUUAGUUUUCUUUGGCGCCUUCAGAAAUGACUUGAAAAAUUUUGUUUUGCUUUUGAAGUGAUUCACUGUUUAGUUGGCUUUGCUGGAACCUUUCUUCUUUCUUCUCUUUUAGCUUUCUUCUUCUUUUUAGUUUUCGUUGGAAGCUUUAGAAAUGACUUGAAAAGUUUUCUUGGAAAUUCGCAUACUUUGAGAAUGGGUCGGAAUAGAGUAUAUGGAAGUUUGGAAGAGGCUCGUGCUGAGAAAAAUCGAAGGAAACGCGAGCGCCGUGCUACUGCUCAACGUGCGACAAAGAAUGAUGCGCCAUUAGGAGUGUGUACACUAGCUGUCACGGCUUUUAAUAUACGUGAACCAAAUACUAUGAAGCAGCCAAAUAUGGCUAUCGCUCAAUCUUUGUUAAGCUCAGGCUCAUCACUGCCAUCUACAGAGAAUAAUGCAGAGCAAUUUCCAGCUGAAAAUGAACAAAAUGUAUCUGCAUCUAUUGCUAAUGGUGCUAACGAGGUUUCAACAACUAAUGUAAGUAUUGGUCAAUCAUCAUUGCGUAGGAAACGUCGGUCUACUACAAACCAGAUACUACAAAACCACACAGGCAACACCUGGCUAACACCAAUGCAAACCACCGCCAAAGCUUCACCUUUGUCUACUUCCUUUUCUUAGCAACUAAACAAUUCUUUCCUACCUACCUGACGCUUUGCGUCAGGGCAAAAUAUCUAGUGUAUAUGUAAAAGGAGGUAGUAGCUCUCUUUGAUAUGAAAAAAAUGUACUUUUAGUCCUCAAAAUCCAACAAUAUGCACUAAAUUGUUUCUCAAUA
This is a messenger RNA of Coffea arabica (coffee), 1303 nucleotides long. The record is from RefSeq and is a predicted model, not a curated record. Lineage: Eukaryota; Viridiplantae; Streptophyta; Magnoliopsida; Gentianales; Rubiaceae.